UAUAAGCGGGUGCUUGCGUGAUCGAGGUAGUUAGAAACCGAGUAAGGCAACAAGUCAGAAAAUUGAAAUGGAAAAUCAGCUCUGCAAGCUUUUUGUCGGUGGGUUGAAUGUGCAGACCACCGAUGAAGGUCUCCGUAAACAUUUUGAGCAGUAUGGUGAGUUGACUGAUUGCGUUGUCGUUCAAAACCAGCAGCUCAAGCGGUCUCGUUGUUUCGGCUUUGUGACCUACUCGACUGCGGAGGAGGCUGAUGCGGCAAUGGCUGCCAGGCCACAUGUUUUGGACGGCAAUAACGUGGAGCUGAAGAGAGCAGUGGCCAGGGAAGAUGCGGGAAAACCAGAGGCACUUGCCAAGGUGAAGAAAAUCUUCAUUGGGGGGCUGAAAGAAGAUGUAGAGAACGAGCACCUCAACGAAUAUUUCUCCCAGUUUGGUGCGAUCGAGAAGGCCGAAGUCAUUAGCGACAAGCAGACCGGCAAGAAGCGUGGAUUCGGCUUUGUGUACUUUGAAGACAACGAUUCGGCCGACAAAGCGGUGGUGCUGAAAUUUCACACCAUUAACGGACACAAAGUGGAGGUGAAGAAAGCGCUCACCAAGCAGGAGAUGCAGUCUGCAGGAGGCCGAGGUGGCAGGGGGAGAGGCGGCCGAGGAAUGGGAAGGUCUCAAAAUGGCUACGGUGGGGGAAGAGGAGGUGGUUAUAACAGCUAUGGCGGCGGCUAUGGUGGCAAUGAUGGCGGCUACGGUGGAGGCUACGGCGGUGGCUAUGGCGGUGGUUACGGAGGAGGCUAUGGUGACCAAAUGGGCGGCUACGGCGGAGGGAACGGCUACAAUGACUUUGGAAGCGGGUAUGGCCAGCAGUCCUCUGGCUAUGGUCCAAUGAAAGAAUUCACAAAGCAGAUGGAUUUUAACAAAUUCUUACUUUUAAGACCUGUCUGAUGGAGCAUCUGCUGACAAGACAUAAACCCUGAUUGACCACAGUCAAAGAAGACAAUGGGUGCCAUAGCAUCAUCAUGCACAAGGGUCUGAGGGACCUGACUGUAUCCAGUCCUCCUGCGUCAGCUCGGGUCAGGAGCAAAUGACAACUGUCGCGGUGGAAAAGAUGUCUUCUAGUGGGCCAGAGAGGAACUGGGACACAACAUCCUAUUCAAAGGGUGCAGAAAAUCUGCAGUAGUUUUGUGAUGUUGGUCUUCACAACAGAGCUGUCAUUCUUUUUAUAAAGGUUUUGUCAGCUGAAUCUUGGUUUGUGGCUUCUUGUAUUGUGAAUAUCAAUAAACAUUUUACACGAAAACC
Megalops cyprinoides (Indo-Pacific tarpon) is the source of this 1285-nucleotide messenger RNA. Its product is annotated as heterogeneous nuclear ribonucleoprotein A0-like. The transcript has 3 exons. NCBI's taxonomy places the organism in Eukaryota, Metazoa, Chordata, Actinopteri, Elopiformes, Megalopidae. The record is from RefSeq and is a predicted model, not a curated record. Gene Ontology annotation, molecular function: RNA binding. The coding region runs from base 68 to 931 and encodes 287 amino acids.